This is a messenger RNA of Orycteropus afer afer, 4315 nucleotides long. RefSeq names its product zinc finger protein 280D (gene ZNF280D). The record is from RefSeq and is a predicted model, not a curated record. Gene Ontology annotation, molecular function: RNA polymerase II cis-regulatory region sequence-specific DNA binding; DNA-binding transcription factor activity, RNA polymerase II-specific. Gene Ontology annotation, biological process: regulation of DNA-templated transcription. Lineage: Eukaryota; Metazoa; Chordata; Mammalia; Tubulidentata; Orycteropodidae.
AGAUAUAACUUACUGCCUUGUCUGGAGUCACAUGUACUUAGGUGACAAUUUUCAGAAAGUCAACUCUGCAACUUGAUGGGCGACAACCAUUUUCAACCAAAAAAUAAUUCAAAAAUGGCAGAAUUAUUUAUGGAGUGUGAAGAAGAAGAGUUGGAACCAUGGCAAAAGAAAGUAAAAGAAGUUGAGGAUGAUGAUGAUGAUGAGCCAAUCUUUGUUGGAGAGAUAUCAAGUUCAAAACCAGCAAUUUCAAAUAUUUUGAACAGAGUUAACCCCAGCUCAUAUUCAAGGGGAAUAAAGAAUGGGGCACUCAGUCGAGGUAUUACUGCUGCAUUCAAGCCUACAAAUCAACACUACACGAACCCAACAUCAAAUCCAGCGGCUGCUUCACCAGGAAGUUUUCAUCCUGAAUCUAGAUCUUCAGAUAGUUCCGUUAUUGUUCAUCCCUUAUCUAAACCUGGUUUUAUAAUGAAUUCAACACGAGUUGUAGCUAAUAAUUCUUCACAAUUACUGUUUGACUUGACCCAAGACACAGGAUUACCACAUUACCAAGGGGGAGCAACACUUUCUAUAACAGGUAUGAAUGAAAGUUCGUUUAUAUCAAAACGUCCUUCUGCUUCUGAAGUAAACAGUGUUAGUCCAAAAAAGCCUAAACCCAGUGAAGGUGUUUCUGGAACAAAUACCUCAGUUGCAUUCUCUUCAGUAAAAUCUACUUCAGUGAUAUCUCCCCAAGCUAUGACAUCAAAAGGUACAAAUACCUCAUCAAAUCAAUCUAAAAAUGGAACACCUUUUCCAAGAGCUUGUCCAAAGUGCAAUAUUCAUUUCAAUCUUCUGGAUCCUUUGAAAAAUCACAUGAAGUAUUGUUGUCCAGACAUGAUAAAUAACUUUUUGGGACUGGCUAAAACAGAAUUUUCAAGUACAACAAAUAAAAAUAAGACUGUUGAUUCAGAGAAAGGAAAAUUGAUCAUGUUAGUUAAUGACUUUUAUUAUGGAAAACAUGAAGGAGAUGUCCAGGAAGAACAGAAGACUCACACAACCUUUAAAUGCUUCAGUUGCUUGAAAAUUCUUAAAAAUAAUAUUAGGUUUAUGAACCACAUGAAACACCAUUUGGAACUUGAGAAGCAGAGCAGUGAGAGCUGGGAAAACCACACCACCUGCCAGCACUGUUAUCGUCAGUUUCCCACACCAUUUCAGCUGCAGUGUCACAUUGAAAGUACACACACUCCCCAUGAAUUUUCUACCAUUUGUAAAAUCUGUGAAUUAUCAUUUGAAACAGAACAUGUUCUUUUACAACAUAUGAAGGACAAUCAUAAACCCGGUGAAAUGCCAUAUGUUUGCCAGGUUUGCAAUUAUAGAUCAUCAUCAUUUUCUGAUGUUGAAACUCAUUUUAGAACGUCCCAUGAAAACACUAAAAACUUGCUGUGUCCAUUUUGCCUCAAAGUUAUUAAAAUUGCAACACCCUAUAUGCAUCAUUACAUGAAGCAUCAGAAGAAAGGAAUUCAUCGUUGCACAAAAUGUAGGCUGCAGUUUUUGACGUGCAAGGAGAAAAUGGAUCACAAGACUCUGCAUCACCGAACGUUUAUGAAACCUAAACAACUAGAGGGAUUGCCUCCUGGAACAAAGGUUACUAUUCGAGCUUCAGUUGGACCUCUUCAAUCAGGAUCUUCACCUACACCUUCCAUUAGUGCAAGCACUUCCACCCUUCAGCUCUCACCUCCAAGGACUAAAAAUAUAACUACUAAAAAUCCCACAAAAUCUAAUACAAAUAAACUUAAUGCAACUAAACCCAAUGCAAAUAAACCUAAUGGAAGUAAAUCUAAAUGCAAAUCAAAAAUCUCUAGUAUGCAAAAGAAACAAAACACGUUGGCUAGUAGCAAUAAAAAAAGUAAAGUCAAUACAUCAUUGAGGAACUUAAGGUUUCGUCGGGGAGUUUACAAGUGCAUUGAGUGUUGUUCCGAAAUAAAAGAUUUUGCAAACCACUUUCCUACAUAUGUCCACUGUAGUUUUUGCAGAUACAACACUAGCUGUAGCAAAGCCUAUGUAAAUCAUAUGAUGAGCUUUCAUAGUAACCGUCCAAGUAAAAGGUUUUGUAUUUUUAAGAAGCAUUCAGAAGAUCUCAGGGGCAUUACUAUAGUGUGCCUUAAUUGUGAUUUCCUAACUGAUGUUUCUGGCAUAGAUAAUAUGGCUACACAUUUAAGUCAACGUGAAACUCAUACUUGCCAAGUUGUCAUGGAGAAUGUUUCUGUUUGUAUCCCAACUUCUGAACAUCUUUCUGAAUUAAGAAAUGAAGCUCCUUCUGAGGAACAGGAACCUGUAUCAGAGGAAAUUUCAAGACCUAAUAUGGCUGAAGGAGAAACAGAAACAUCAAAGCCUGAAAGUAAACAAGAUAAUGCUUCAUCAGAGGAAGAAAAAAAUGAAUGUGAUGCAAAUUCACUUGAAGGCUCAUCAGUAACAAAAAGUGAAGAAAGUGUAACAGUUUCAUAUGAGAAAAAUGAUACCUGUCUUACAGACAAGGAGACUGGCUCAAAGAAGAUCUUCAGUUAUGAUUCAAAUAUUGAUGAAGAUAAAGUGGAAAAAGAAAAUCAAUUAGAACUUGUUUGUCAGGAAACAGAGCUGAAGAUAUGUCAAAGUUCAGAAAACAUAAUUUCAUGUGAUCUGAAUAAAGAUCCCAACUCCAGUGAAGCUAGAUUUUCUUCUAAGAAUAUUAAGGAUUUGCGGUUAACAUCAGGUGAUGUUAGUAUAGAUCAGUUUUUGAGAAAAAAAGAUGAACCUGAAUCUGCUAGUUCUGAUGUUAGUGAGCAAGGCAGUAUUCAUUUGGAACCUUUGACUCCAUCAGAGGUGCUCGAGUAUGAAGCCACAGAAAUCUUUCAAAAAGGUAGUAGUGAGCCUUCAGCCAAGACUGAUGAAGUUAGUGUCAGAUCAGAUGAUGUUCCUAGAGGAAAUAGCCCUAACACAACAGAAAGAACAGUGGACCUGGCAGAGGAAAAUGAAAGGAGUUGAAAUUAAUUUGUCAUUCUAAGUUGUAAUGUACCUAUGGUAAGAACAGUGUGUGACAAUACUAUUAGGGGAGCUCAGUGGUACUGUUGUAGAGUUCAGAAACAGAAAAAUUUGAAGGAGGUCAUUCAUACACAUUACUUGUAUGUUCAACCUAGAUUAUUAAGUAAAUCGGUUCACCAAUAAUAGCACAAUUAGUAUGGCUUUCUAAGAAGAUUUUUUUUUAAUGAAUAAUAUAUUAGUGAAUGUUAAAUUUGCGAUUGAAAAGUCUCAUUUAACAGUUUUCAGGAAACCGUUCUUGUUUACCAAUAUGAAUUGAAUUAUAAGAAUAUUAAUAACAUUCAUAAAGCUUUUGAAACUUCCAUAAGUCCUAAGGUAAAGAUCCUUAUCACCCUUAUAUAUUUUCAAUUAAUUUAAAUAAAGAGAUUUGGAAACCUACCUUUUGGGAAUACUUCAUUUAAAAUGAUGGUGGAUUGGCAUUGUUCACAAAAGCUUUAUGUUGAGUAUAAUGCUGGUAUAUGGAGCAUGCUUAGAGUGCUGUUUUAAUAUAAUGAGAAUUUGGGUGAAGAUAAACUUAGUUUUGGAUUUAAUUUAACAUUCCAGACUGUCUGAAGCAUGUAACCAGAAUAUUUGAAUCUCUGUACCUCCAUACAAGUGUUAGCCUGCCAGGCUGUAUGCUUACCUUAAUUAAACUUUCAGUGAAAGUGAAAUUAUUAAAAUAUAAAUUUAUAUUUGUGCUUUUUGGUCAGUGUAAGCUGUGCAGAAAUCCUUUGAUAUACUCGUUGUAUAAAUUCAUUGUUGAAACCCAUUGUUGAAAUGCCUGUAACUAUUACGCUUUUAACAUUGUUUUAAUGAUCUUCAUUAUAAAUAAAUCCAUAGAAAUGGUCUGGAAGCCAAACCAAAGUAUGGUAUAAUGUAAAAACUGUAAAGCAGUAAACUGAAAACAUACCCUGGCAUAUAUUCAGCCAUGUUUAAAUGACUUUUCUUUCAUUGUAAAAUAGAAAUUUCAAAUGGGACCUAAAGCAGUGAUGUAAAAAUCGGUUUUUGAGAAUUUAGCUUAAUUUGUCCUUAUGAUGAUCGCUAAAUUCAGUUGUUUUUUAUCUUCUAGAAAAUAAUAGACAUAGAAAUGAAUAAGGUGAAUAACAGUAGUUUGCUUUGAAGUACUAAUAAACUUUUAUUUAAAGUGCUACAUUUUUCUUAAAAUAUGCUUUUCAUCCUUAAAUUUGUUUCACUGAAUGUUAAAUGUUUUAAACAGCUAUUAAAAUUCUGCUGUAAAUAGUAGAUUUUGAGUAAAUAUUUGCAAUAAAACUCUGUCUCUGAAUAA